CGAGGCUGGAGCUAGGAAGACACCGGAUCCCAAUUUGACGACUUCUUUCUGGUUUCGAGUCCAUUUUCUCUGCUCGUGGAAAAUUUAGCUUAGAAGAAGGAGAUGGGUACGGUGGAACCCAGUUUGGAAGAAUUGUUGGAGCAGAAGAAGCGAAUUAGGAGCCCUCUUUUUCCAGUCGGAGGGUUAAUGCAUCAAACUUUGGUAGGAUUAUCAGUUCUUCAAUCUUGAUAGUAAUGGCUCAAAGCAGCAGUAGGCAAUUCUUUUUUCAAUAGUGGGCAUAAAUUUCUUGAUGGUAAAUUUUUGAAGAUAUUGGAGGGAGAGGCGUAAUGCUUAAUUAAUUCUCUGUAAUUUCCUGGGCCGGUAGAUUUCUUGCCUCCUUUCGGCAUUUUAAAUUGCUAUUGUGUUUAAAUUGCUAUUGUGUUUAAAUUGCUAUGAAAAAUCUCUAAACCAGCAGCAAGUAUAUUGUAAUAUCCACAACCCCUUUCUUUUCGUUCUUAAAAACUAGUGGUUUAAUUAUUAUGGUUCAGUUUGUUUGACGUUUGUGAGUUCAACAGGUGCUCUUAUGACUGCAGGGGUGCUUAGUGCUGGAUUAAUCAGUUUUAGGUGAGGCAAUUCCCAUUUGGGUCAGAUGUUAAUGAGAGCUAAGAUUGGUUGUUCAGGCGGCUACAGUGCAUUUAUGGUUGGCACAGCAUGCUACUACAGUGGAAAUCCCUGGAAAUCGGGUUAGAUUCUAUAACUUGCUUCCAGUUUUUCAAAGUUUGAUGUAAUUCUUACCUGAAAAGCAUACCACAUAUUGAUAUAGGGGAACAAUAUUCCUCGUUGGAAAACUUUUUUCCUGCAACCAAACAAAUUUUUAGAUUAAUU
Molecule: messenger RNA, 864 nt
Organism: Rubroshorea leprosula
Lineage: Eukaryota; Viridiplantae; Streptophyta; Magnoliopsida; Malvales; Dipterocarpaceae
Source: the annotation of a GenBank genome assembly